This is a messenger RNA of Pecten maximus, 2271 nucleotides long. RefSeq lists its product as uncharacterized. Lineage: Eukaryota; Metazoa; Mollusca; Bivalvia; Pectinida; Pectinidae. The record is from RefSeq and is a predicted model, not a curated record. The coding region runs from base 1 to 2271 and encodes 756 amino acids. Gene Ontology annotation, molecular function: protein dimerization activity. The transcript is spliced from 7 exons.
AUGGCGGCCUCACAUAAUGGCAAGUACUACGCUAAGAAAAUAAGAUUAUCCGACAGCAAGGGCUCCAAAACCCUUACUGAACUUUUUAAACCCAAAACACCAACACAGACGGCAUUAUCAGAACCAAUAGUACAUGCCAGUUCACUUCCGAUUGUCGAGACAAAGCCUGCUAGGUCGGUAUCUCCGCCACCUUCAGUCGCCGAGCCGGACACCGACAUAGCCAUAGGUCGACUUCAAGGAAAACCAAAAUCCGAUCGACGCCUUUUCAACAUCUAUACCUCGAAGCCUAGUGACAAUCUUAGCCCAUUUACGGAAAAGGGGGCAACAUUAGGAGAACACCCAACAGAGAGACUGAUGAAGCAUGAGAAAAGUGCCGCCCAUGAAAAAGCUACAAAAGUGCAGACGGAAACGAGGGUGAAAGUAAUUUCAGAUAAAAAAUAUAUUGUAACUCUUCUGCAAAAUCAGAAAACACAAGCUGAAACAAAGAAAAGAGAGUUAAAUCGAUCUGUCAUCGGCAAAUUAUUUGAGUGUCUUUAUUUUAUUACAAGGAGGAAGUGGGCCCAAGCCCAGUAUGAAAACUUUGUAAGAUUUGUUGCCAGAUUGGGCGUUGAACAACUGCAAACCCACUUAGAAAUUUCCCCAACAUAUGCCACUUACAUUUCAUCAACUACAGCAACAAAAAUGAUCAAUAUCCUAGGCGAGUAUCUAGAAAGAAAAGUGUUGUCCUCCAUUCAAGACGCACCUUGCUACGCCUUGUUGGCCGAUGAAAGUACAGAUGAGUCCAACAAAACCCAGAUGGCAAUAUUCUGCAGGUGGCAGGGUAAAGGUUUGCCUACAGAAGAUGCUUCAUUCAGAGAUCACUAUAUUGGUAUUAUUGAACUUAAAAAGACCGACAGCAGCACUCUGAUGGACAGCAUCAGAAUAUUUCUGAAUGGGAAAGGAAUUGAGAUUCAAAAGUGUCUGUACACAGCAUUUGAUGGAACUAAUUCCAUGAGUGGAUGCAGAACAGGUUUACAAAAGAGAUUCAGACAUCACUCGCCACAUGCAUUGUACAUCAAUUGCAGAAACCACAGACUGGCCCUUUGUAUCAAACACUUGAUGAAAACAUUUCCCAGUCUCAUUGAUGUUGAUGAAGCACUCCUAUGUAUUUGGAAACUUUUCAAGUUCUCCCCACAGAGAUUUGCUGUCUUUCAAGAGGUCCAAGCUGCAUAUGGACAGGAGAAACUGAUCGUCAACAGGGCAGCAACUAUAAGAUGGUUAUCACACUGGAAAGCUUGCAUUAGAUUCAUCGACAGAUACGAACCCAUACUGGAUGCACUGGAUGCACUGGAUGCGAUAUAUGAAGCACGAAAGGAACCAGAAGUGGCAGGACUUCGAAUGUGUGUCACACAAAAGAAGCUGGUUGGAAUGAUAUGUGGUCUCUGCGACAUCUUGAAACCACUAAAUACUUUGUCAUUGUACCUGCAAGUGAAGAGAGCUGUUACAGAACUGCAAGCACUUAGAGAUUUAUUUCUUGACAACCCUGCGAACCAACCAGAUCUGUAUGUGAACAAGCUGCAGGACAUUCUAGAUAUCAUAGAUGACAGGACUCUCCUCCAGCUUCGUCUGAGACGACAUGUUCAGGACCUCAAUACUCAAGAUUUCUUGAGAGAGACAUUAGUUCCACUUAUUGAUGGACUGGUUGUUGAGCUACUUGAUGCCUUUCAUUUGCACCCAGUUUUUGAUGCAUUCAGGAUGAGCUUCAGUGUUUCCAUGAUGCCCUUAGAAGGACAGGCACUUGAGUUGCAGGACCACGGAAAGGGUGGUAUCGACAGAAUAGCAGAUCAUUAUAGCCAGCCAGGUCGAGAUGUGUUUGACGGAGAUGUUAGUGUGUGUCCUCCUGUGGUUGACCCUCCGAAUAUGAAAGCAGAGUAUACUGGCUUCAAACAACAAUUGAAGAUUCUCAAAAGAUCUGGAGUUCAUAUCACAGAUAUGUCCAUGAAGGAAGUCUUCAAUCUUUUGGAGGAGGAUGCUUUUCUGAAAGGAGCGUAUCCUGAAUUAUACAAACUUUUGUAUAUGGUAAAUUGUAUCCCGGCAUCCACUGCAUCUGUGGAGAGGGCCUUCAGUGUGUUGAGACUCAUUAAAAACAAGCACAGGAACCGUCUUACCCAGACAACACUUGAUUCUUUGAUGAAAAUUAACUUUGAGGGACCAGAACACUUGUCCGCAGAGGACCUCGGAUCUCUGAUCCUCUUGUUCAAAAACAAAAAAGACAGACAGAUACCCUUGUGA